CGGCCCCCGGGAGCGGCCGCACGUCCGGUUGUCCUGCAGGGCCGAGGCCCGGUGCAGGACGGGGGGGACGGGCCGGGCGCGGGUGUGGGCCCGCUCGCGGCUGCCCCCCGCCCCCGCGCCGUCCUCAUGUCGGCGCCGCUGAAGAAGGGCCCCGGGGGGCUGAUCGGGCUCAUGAAGGACGCGUUCCAGCCGCACCACCACCACCUCGGCCCGCACCAGCCCGGCGCCGUGGACAAGAAGAUGGUGGAGAAGUGCUGGAAGCUCAUGGACAAGGUGGUGCGUUUGUGUCAGAACCCAAAACUGGCGCUGAAGAACAGCCCACCCUAUAUCCUAGACCUGCUGCCUGACACCUACCAGCAUCUCCGAACCAUCCUGUCGCGCUAUGAGGGGAAGAUGGAGACCCUGGGAGAAAACGAGUAUUUCCGUGUGUUCAUGGAGAACUUGAUGAAGAAAACCAAGCAGACCAUCAGCCUUUUCAAGGAAGGGAAAGAGCGGAUGUAUGAGGAGAACUCUCAGCCUAGGCGUAACCUGACAAAGUUAUCCCUGAUAUUCAGCCAUAUGCUGGCUGAGCUCAAAGGUAUUUUCCCAAGCGGCCUUUUCCAGGGGGACACGUUCCGGAUCACCAAGGCGGAUGCAGCCGAGUUUUGGAGAAAGGCUUUUGGUGAAAAGACCAUUGUUCCUUGGAAAAGCUUCCGUCAGGCCUUGCAUGAAGUGCAUCCCAUCAGUUCAGGGCUGGAAGCCAUGGCCCUGAAGUCAACGAUCGACUUGACGUGCAAUGACUACAUUUCAGUAUUUGAAUUUGAUAUCUUCACACGACUUUUUCAGCCGUGGUCCUCUUUGCUCAGGAACUGGAACAGUCUAGCGGUGACUCAUCCUGGCUAUAUGGCAUUCCUAACGUAUGAUGAGGUGAAAGCCCGGCUUCAGAAGUUCAUUCACAAACCUGGCAGUUAUAUUUUCCGAUUGAGCUGUACACGGCUCGGUCAGUGGGCCAUUGGCUAUGUCACUGCAGAUGGGAACAUUCUUCAGACAAUCCCCCACAACAAACCUCUCUUUCAAGCACUGAUUGACGGCUUCAGGGAAGGCUUUUAUUUAUUUCCCGAUGGCCGGAAUCAGAAUCCUGACUUGACUGGCUUAUGUGAACCCACACCUCAGGACCACAUUAAAGUUACACAGGAACAAUAUGAACUGUACUGCGAGAUGGGCUCCACGUUUCAGCUGUGUAAAAUAUGCGCUGAAAACGACAAGGAUGUGAAGAUUGAGCCGUGCGGCCACCUGAUGUGCACGUCCUGUCUCACUGCGUGGCAGGAAUCAGAAGGCCAGGGAUGUCCUUUUUGCCGCUGUGAAAUCAAAGGCACGGAGCCAAUCGUAGUAGACCCGUUCGACCCCAGAGGAGGAGGAGGAUUGUCACGACAAGGGGCAGAAGGAACUCCCUCGCCCAAUUAUGAUGAUGACGACGACGACAGAGCUGAUGAUUCCCUCUUCAUGAUGAAAGAACUCGCUGGUACCAAAGUCGAGCGUCCUCCUUCUCCGUUCUCAGUAGCUCCCCAGGCCACCCUUCCUCCCGUGCCACCACGACUGGAUCUCUUGCAGCAGCGAGUGGCCAACCCGCCUGGGGCUUCCAGUCCUGGGACCACUUCAAAGGCUGCUCCUGGUGCUCUUCACAAGGAUAAACCUCUCCCAAUCCCUCCCACGCUCAGAGAUCUCCCGCCGCCGCCGCCUCCGGACAGGCCACAUUCCAUUGGGACCGAAGGUCGACCUCAGAGACGUCCCUUGCCCUGCACACCGGGAGACUGCCCUUCGAGAGACAAACUACCCCCUGUGCCCUCCAGCCGCCAGGCAGAUCUGUGGCCAUCCAGGCCCAUUCCAAAAGCCCCCUCUGUAGCUCUCAGUCCCGGUGACCCUUGGGCUGGGAGAGAACUGUCAAACAGGCACUCCCUCCCCUUCUCCUUGCCCUCUCAGAUAGAAUCCAGGGCUGACAGCCAUCGGCUUGGGAGCACGCUCAGCCUGGACAACCCAGGGAGCUUGAACAGUGCUCCCCCAACAACCUCAGAGAGUGAGCACCCCAAGAUUAAACCCUCCUCAUCUGCCAAUGCGAUCUACUCCUUAGCUGCCAGACCACUGCCUGUACCAAAACUGCCUCCUGGGGAACAGUCUGAAAGUGAUGAAGACACCGAAUACAUGUCACCAUCCUCUCUGCCUGUAGUGCCUCCAGGUCCUGCUGUACAAAAACCGGAGCUCAAAAUGCCUUUGGAAAUGGCUCAGAGUUUACGAGUUUUAGACUGCGACCAGCAGACGGAUGGCUGUACGUAUGAAGCAAUGUACAACAUCCACUCCCAAGCAGCAUCCUCAGCUUUCGAGGCUGUCAACACUUGUGACGAAGGGGAUCUGGCAGCAGCCACUGCCAGCAACGGCCCUGAAGAGUCAGAAAAUGAAGAGGAUGGCUAUGAUGUCCCCAAACCACCACUACCAAUUGCCAUUGCUCGUCGCACCCUGUCUGAUAUCUCCAAUGCCACACCUGCCUUCAGCCGAAUGUCUUUGGAAAAUGACCCUGUGACAGGUUUCUCCGAUGGCUCUCAAGUUCCAGAAAGGCCGCCAAAGCCGCUACCACGGAGGAUCAACUCUGAGCGGAAAGCAGGGAGCUGCCAGCCAGGCGGAACCAGCAGUGGGACCAGUGCAUCACUGCAGCUCUCCAGUGAGAUCGAGAACCUAAUGAGCCAAGGCUAUUCAUAUCAGGACAUUCAGAAAGCACUGGUCAUUGCACAUAACAAUAUUGAAAUGGCCAAGAAUAUUCUCCGGGAGUUUGUUUCCAUUUCCUCCCCCGCGCAUGUGGCCACAUAGCACAUUACCUCCACGCCUACAUCUUCUGUGGACCAACUGCCUGGGCAGCUGUAGCCCAGCUCCGCACCAAAGGGGAAGGGGGUUCCUUUAGAGACUUCGUGUUGAGGUCGGUCCUGCCUCUCAAGAGAAUCAGUUGUCAGGUUUUUGUGGUUCCAGAUUUCAAAGCAGUGGGAUGAAACGGAGCAGAAUGGUGUUUUA
Molecule: messenger RNA, 3036 nt
Organism: Pezoporus occidentalis (night parrot)
Lineage: Eukaryota; Metazoa; Chordata; Aves; Psittaciformes; Psittacidae
Gene: CBL
Product: Cbl proto-oncogene
Exons: 16
Coding region: 127-2838 (903 amino acids)
Biological process (GO): cell surface receptor signaling pathway; negative regulation of epidermal growth factor-activated receptor activity
Cellular component (GO): plasma membrane; membrane raft
Molecular function (GO): ubiquitin protein ligase activity; calcium ion binding; SH3 domain binding
Source: RefSeq, a predicted model, not a curated record